AUGCAAUGUCAAAGAAGCCUCAAUGUUAACGAGGAAUACCUAUGCGCCAUCCGAACAAAAUCCUUUGCCCAUUGCUUCACGAAAUUCCAAUUGCUCGUAAACGAACCAUCACCGCCAACCGGAAACUUCCAUUCGGACUUCUCGGAAGUUCUUCUCCAACCGAGCCGCGAAGCCAUAGCCUCGAUCCUCGACUCAUCUGCUCUUUUCUCAAAAUCAACCACAUCAUCAUCAUCAUCAUCCAACGGCCUAAAAUCGCUCCUACUCGAUUACUUCGAGACCAGCGCCGAGUCCUCCGAUUUCUGCACUCGCCUCCUCGAAACCCUAGCCCACCUCCAAUCCGACUGCAGGUCCACCGCCGGAAUCAUCGAUUCCGCCGCCGCCGGAGACCUCCUUUCCCGCGCCUACCUGCAGAACCCAUUUCCUAAUCUUAACAGGCAAUACGUCGAACACCUUCGGGGCAGGCACUCUUCGGUCCUGCGCCGCCUCAGAUCCGGCCGGAGUCGGGCGGCAUGGAGGCUCAAACUGGCGAGGCUCCUCAAGCGAGUCUCCAUCGUGGGAUCCGCGGUCCACGGGUUUCGGGGCGGGCCGCCGGGUCGAUUCGAUUUCCGGUUCAUUGGGAGGGCCGCCGGGCACCUGGACGCGGCGGCGAAGGGGGCGUACAUACUGAGUCGGGAUUUCGAAACGAUGAGCCGGCUCGCGGGUCGGGUCGGGGACGAGGUGGAGCACGGCAAGGCGAUGAUAAGGCUGUGUUUGGAUCGGAGGGAGGAUAAAGUGUGUUUGCGGGCUUUGAAGGAGAUGAGAAAGGAUGAAUUCGGGCUGAGAAGGCGGGUGGAAGAGCUUGAGGAGCAUAGGGUGUGGAGCUCAAACAACAAUGCACACAUGUACAAUACAUAG
Molecule: messenger RNA, 894 nt
Organism: Striga asiatica
Lineage: Eukaryota; Viridiplantae; Streptophyta; Magnoliopsida; Lamiales; Orobanchaceae
Source: the annotation of a GenBank genome assembly